UGUGUGUGUGUGUGUAAAGAAACGGAGACAGAUGAAAAUGGAUGGCCGUCUACGUGGUGUGAUUUUCAGUGGAAACAGAUUUGUUCUUCAUAAUUGCAUUCUUAACCUCUCGCUGGUGUGGUGCAUCUUGUAAAGGGUGUGUGUGUGUGUGUAUGCGUUUCUCGCAUUACGAUUCGAACAGACACACACACACGCACACAUAGCAUCUCGAAGAAGUUGCGAGUUGUGUGUACGGGCGGAGAGCGUGUCUGCAAGUGUGCAUGUGUGUGAGUCGACAGUUGACAGUAAAGUAACACGCUGGUGUGCAUGUAUAUGCGCUCUUCUCCACUGCGUUUACAGUCGAGUCCGACUGCACGCUGCGUGCGUGUGUGUGAGUGUAUACCGUUGUGUGACUUGUGUGGUGUCGCUAGUGAGCAGCACACAGCCAUUCGUAUUUUUCCACCCGUCAACAGCGCAUCGAAACAAGGAUGCCAACAGUGUUGCGCGAGUGUGACAAACAGCUGAGACACACAGUGUGCGAGGAUGUGCGGCUAGGGCUUGCCGUUGUUGGCGUUGGUUCCGCGCUGAGUGUAUGUGUCGCUGCUGUGUGUAUCUAAUCGAUUGCGUUAUUGAUUUGCAUCCGGUUUGUUUCAGUAAAGUGAAGUAGUGCUGCAACACAACAAGCGCAUCCCCGUACAAAAAGAGGAAGAAGAGCAAAGCAAAAGUGUAUGUUUUUAUUCACCGCACUUCACUUUCGGCAGCAUCCUUGCUUAGAAGCGUGCGUGUGUGCGAAGAACAAGAAGCAGCAACGAAACAACGACAACAAAAAAGUGUGCUGUGUGUGAAGAAGUGGUUGUGUCGUUUCGACGGUUUCAAGCUCCGAGAUUCUGUUCUGCUAGCAGGAGGAAGCCUCACGGAGCCCCUUUGGCCCUUUUUUAUUUUGGUGGGAAAGAAAAUAAAAUGCCUGCACCGUGCGCACAGUGGGCUGGUGUGAUAAGAGAAACGAAAACAAUUCACCACCCGUGACAAACCCGUGGUGCGGUAUCGUGCGAGGCGCCACCCCCCCUCCGGGAGGGAAUUUAUUUUUCUUCGUUUGUUUCGCUUUGUUACGGUGCCGGGGCGCGCGCGCGGGUGGCUGUUCUCCCUUCCGUUGUUUUCAUUGUGAGGAUAAUUCGAAACGCGCCUCGAGUGCGUCUGUAUUUGUGUAUGUGUUGAGUGAGCGAAGAGAGCCCCCAAACGGAACAAAAAGUGUGUGUGUGUGUGUUUGAAGUUUGAACAAUCGAGUCAGCACUGGUGUUGAUAGAGGUGCAAAACCCUCUCUGAACAACAUUCAACAACAACAGCAGCAGCAACAACAGCUAUGCGACGUAACAAUCGUACCCGUGCCGGAGCAGGGGUAGGCGGUGGAGGAGGAGGUGUGGCCGCGAUCAAUCCUGGCAUCAGCAUCAGCCGUGGCCGGGUAGCGGCAACACGCGCCCACGAGAACCGUCUGUACGCGGAGGAACCGAGCAGCAGUGGAGCGGGUGGUUCCCGCCGGAAGGCAGCCCAGACAGCGACUGGCGGUGGUGGCAGGAUGGCAGCAUCGCGCCGCAUCGAAGAGCUGUACCAGCGGGCGACCGAAAGCACCAUGUCCUCGCUGCUGUCCGGGUACGGCAUGCGCAAGGGGCUGUCCGAAUCGAUCCCGCCCGCAACGCUGAUCGAGCAUGUGGUGGCGGACGCCACCAUCGGGAUGCAGCAGCAGGGCAAGCGGCAGCGACAGCAGCGGCAGCUCGCCGGCUACCGGCAGGCCCGCGAAGCGCACAUGAUCAUCGACUCGGACGGUACGAGCGGCGAGGACGAUGACGACCAGCAGCAGCAGCAGCGCGUUGAUGAACAGCAGGACGAGGAGGAUCGCUACCUGGAAGCCCUCGACGGUAUACGGUUGGACGAGGAGGAGGAAGAGGAGGAAGGGGAUGAUGAAGAGGAGGUGCAGACGGUGGUCAAUUCAUCCUCGGUGCGCUGGUCACGGCGCCAGAGGAAGGGCGGCCGAGCGGUGACUGGCGCGUGCGAUACUACCUCGGCCUCGGUGCACGGAGAAGAGGAUGACGAGGAAGAGGAGGAAGAGGAGGAUGGUGGCCGGCAAGCCCUGGAAGGGCAGGAGGAAGACAACGAAUACGAGGGGCAGGAGGAGCUCGAGGGUGGCAUGCAGGGCGAUGAGGAGGAGGAGUACGAGGAGGCGGCCGAUGGUGACGAACACGAACGGCAGCAGUAUCUGGAGGACGAGGAGCAGGAAGAGGUGGACGAGGAGCAGGAUCAGGAGUACGAGGAGCAGGAUCAGGAGUACGAUGAGGAGGCAGAAGACGUGGAGGAUGAGGAGGAGGAAUUGGAGGAUGGUCAGCAUCAGGCGACGGAGGAGGAUGAGGAGGAGGAGGAGGAGGACGAUGAUGAUGACGUUAUCAUCCAGGACGAGGUGAUCGAUGUGGACGAGCAUGAUGAGAAACGGCAACUUCAGCACGCGAGACAUAAGGAGCAGCAGCAGCAGCAGCAACAGAACGGUACCGAUGCGUCCAAGCGACAGGACAGCCCGGUGACGCAGACGCAGGCCGACAUUGACGAGCUGGAGAUGAUCAAAAUAUCGGCCAUCAACACGAAAGUGCAACUAAACGACAGAGACAAAGUCAGUUUGGAGGAUUUCGAGCUGCUAAAAGUCCUUGGAACUGGCGCUUACGGCACGGUGUACUUGGUGCAAAAACUAACUGGCGUAGAUAAGGACAAAAUCUACGCCAUGAAAGUGCUGAAGAAGGGCAUCGUAAGCUUGAAGAAAAAGACAGCAGAACACACGCGAACGGAGCGACAGGUGCUGGAAGCAAUACAGGAAGCUCCGUUUCUGGUGACAAUGCAUUACGCCUUCCAGACCGACUCCAAGCUGUACCUGAUCUUGGACUACGUGAUCGGGGGCGAGCUGUUUACGUUGCUGUGCAAUCGAAUGCAUUUCGACGAACCGGCCGUGCAGAUCUACAUCGCCGAGAUAAUAGUCGCCAUCGAGCAUCUGCAUAAGCUGGGCAUUGUGUAUCGUGAUAUUAAGCUGGAAAACAUUCUGGUCGACGUGGACGGGCACAUCGUGCUGACCGAUUUCGGGCUUUCGCGCGAGCUCGUGUACGAGAACGAGCGAGCGCACAGCUUCUGCGGCACGGUCGAGUAUAUGGCGCCCGAGAUACUGAAGCCGACGCAGCAGGGUCACGACUCUGCCGUCGACUGGUGGUCGGUCGGUGUGCUAACGUUCGAGCUGCUCACCGGUGCGUCCCCGUUCACCGCGGAUCAGAACGAGAUCGCCCGACGCAUCACGGAAACGGAAGCGAUCAUCCCGGAGAACCUGUCGCCCGAGGCGACCGAUUUCAUCCGCCGGCUGCUGGUGAAGGAUCCGAAGCGCCGGCUCGGCAGCGGCAAGGGCGAUGCGUCCGAGCUGAAGUCGCACCCGUUCCUGCGGUCGAUCAACUGGUCCCGGCUGGUGCGGAAGCAGAUCGAGGCGCCGUACCCGCCGCUGGCGGAGAACGAUCGCGACACGCGCAACUUCAGCUCGGAGUUCACCAAGCAGGAAGUGACGGAAAAGCCGUGCGAACCGCCAAAGAAUGCAGAUCGUUUGUUUAGAGGUUAUUCCUACGUAUCACCGAAGCUCCUUACCAAAAACGUCACCGAUCGGAACAAGUUCAUCCCGAUCCACAACAAGCGCCCGCUGGAGAGUUACAUUAGGAGAAGUGCGUCCAAGCAAUCGCCCUUCUUCAGAAAGUACGAACUGACCAGCACGCCGUCCAUCGGGUCCGGCGCCUACUCGACCUGCCUCAAGUGCCAGCGGUUGCGCAGCAACAGUGUCUUCGCCGUCAAGGUGCUCUUCAACCAUCCGCACACGGCCGCGUUCGCGCGGCACGAGGCGGACGCGCUGCGCCAGUGCCAGGGCCACCCGCACGUGGUGCGGUUCGUCGAGCUGCUGGAGGACGCUAACUACAUCUAUCUCGUGCUGGAGCUGCUCGAGGGUGGCGAGCUGCUGCAGCACCUCAACCGGCAGCAGCACCAGCUGACCGAGGGGCGAGUCCGGGGCUACUUUUCUCAGCUGGUCGAUGCGGUCGCCUACAUCCACCGGCAAGGGUACGCCCAUCGCGAUCUGAAGCCGGAGAAUGUGAUGCUCGAGCGGUCGUCCUCCGACCAGCUGCGGCUGAUCGAUUUCGGCUUUGCCCAGCGGCUGGACAGCACCGACGCACCGCAGCCCGCCGGUACGCUCGGAUACGCGGCGCCCGAAGUGCUCGUCGGCAGCACGGGACAGAAGAGCACGGCCAGCAACAGCUCGUACUCGCUCGAAACGACCGACCUCUGGUCGCUCGGCGUCAUCCUCUACACGAUGCUGUGCGGGCAGGCACCGUUCACGCCGCGCCAGUUCUUCGGCCACGACAACCUCGCCUCGACGUCGAAGCAGAUGGAAAUCAUCACCGACAAGAUACGGCGCGGUUCGUUCGAUCUCAGCUCGAGCAUCUGGAUGGGUGUGAGCGAAGGGGCGAAAAGUUUGGUACGCUCGCUACUGACGGUCAAUCCGGACCAGCGCAUCACCAUGCAGGAGCUGCUCGGCCACGAGUGGCUGCUGUGCGAAUCGUCCGGCGGUGGAAGGCGAGGGCAGCAGCAUUCGCUCGCACCGUACAACCGGGGCCUGCCGAGCCAGGCCCGGCUACCGUACGAGCAGCUGCAGACGAACGUGCGCAACACGUACGACGCAUUUAAGCUGGCGGAGCAGGGCGGCUUCCGGUUGCAGAACGAGGGAAGCGCACGGCGGCAAAGGAGUGCGGCUGCGCUAGUAGCGCAAACGGCGACGGUUUCCUCAUCCCAGCACCACCACCACCGGUCCAACAAUCGCGCGGAGAGUAGUAGUAGUAGCAGUGGGCAGGUGGUAAAAUCGAACUCCAAAACAACCGCAGUGCCUGACCACCGUAACGCUUCGCCGAGCAGUAAAGCCAGUAAACGAACCACUGCACACCACCAGCAGCAGAAGGAGGAAGUGGCGGCCGACCUGUCCGUAUCGACGACGAAAUCGGUCGAGUCGCAGUACAGCAGCUCGCUGGAGGAAAGCACCUCGAGCGGCAUCGGGCGCAGCAAGAGCAGCAAGAGCAGCCUGUCGCACUCGGGCAGCCCGAUGCGCGAUGCGCGCCACUUGUCGAACGGUUCCGUAGUGAUCGUGCUCGACGACGACGAGGACGAAGUAACGAACGUACGACAGCAGCAGCAGCAGGAGGAGGAGCAGCAUCACAGUAGUGCAGCGAUGCCGGAGACAAGCGUGCCGUCGACUGAGCCGACGGAACCAUCGCCCGCUGAAGCGGAAAGCAUUGCGCCGGCGGUGGAACGCGUGACGCUACAGGAGGAUGAAAGUGAUAAGGAUAGUGAAGCGAAGGAAAGUGGGAAGGAUUUAGAGGAGGAAAAACCGGCGGACGAAAUAGUUGCCGACGUGGAGGAGGUGGAGGAGGAGGAGGAAGUGGAUCAGGAGGACGCCGAAAUGGUGAGCUACGACGUUGCUAACAAGGUGCCGGAAGUGGAAGCAACGGUGCCGGAACAGACAAUAUGCAGCAGUAAGCCGCCGGAAGCGGAAAAGAACAAUAACGAAUUGGUGGUGGAGGAGAACGGCCUGGCAGCACUGGCGACGGUGGAAAAGUCCGCCCAAGCUGGUAGCGAAGUGAUCGUUAAGCAAGAGGCACAGCUUAUUACCGCCUUCAGGCCGGAAGAGGACAUUAUGGGCGGCGAAGAUUUCUCCGAUACGACCAAAGCGAUACUGGGCGAUUCGCUGAACGUAGUACCACCCCUGGAUAGCAGUAGUGGUAGUAGUAGCAGCAGAGGUAGUAGUAGGCAAGCAGGUGAGAAAAGCCGAAGCAGAAGCAGUACAGUUCGUAACAACAAGAGCAAAGAAAACGAACGGCCAACAGCAGAACCGUCACCGUCCGCUCUCCUGCCUGUUGCUAGUGCGAAAAGUGAUAAAAAUAGUAAUGGUGGUGGUGGUGGUGGUAGUAGUAAUAACAAUAGCAACGCUAGCAAUGUCAACGCCCGCACGCCAAACCGAACGCCGGCGGGAGUGAGGGUGAAAAAGGAGAAAGAAUUCAACCAGGAACUGCCGAAACCCACCACUACAUCGACGCCUCCCAGCUGGCACAAUGUACCCAAAGAACCGUGGUGCUUCAGCGACCUGAUCACGCCGGUGCUGGUGAAGCAAGAUAUAUUUGCCAACCUGCAUCUCGCUAGCAGCCACCAAUUGCUGACGGCGGGCAUGCGCUCGCUUUCGGUCGCGUCGGACGACGAUGACGUGCUGUUCCUUGGCACCGGCCCGUCGGACGUUUUCGUCGGGUUCGAGCACGAGGAGUGCGUCCAGUUUAUCGGUUUCAGCGAGAGCGAUUGCGGCGUGCGGUCCCAAUUCACGGCAAGCGAUGGCAAACCGUUCGUGACCAGGCAGGAGCGGCAGCUCUACGGCCAGAUACGCAAACGCCGGCCCGAGCUUUGCGUCGACGAGCCGCGCCCGAAGCGCUUGCGGCAGCUGGAACGGAAAGACUACUCGCUUUCGCAACGGCGACGGCCAACGUUAGGCUUUGACCAUAUACUGUACGGGUCGGGCGACAGUGGUCCGGUGUUAUAAUAUACGAGCGGAUGAUACCCGGUGGAGCCCCUCCGGAUUUAGUGAGGCGAUUGCGUGUGUGUGAAGGGAUUACAGUGAUUGAUAUUUAUUUAUUACCUUUUUUACCAAAAUAUUGUGCGCAAAGGGAUGUGCGGGAAGGGGGAUGGAUGAAUGGAUGGAUGGGCAAACUUCUGGAUGAGCCUAUCGUUGUGUUACGGUCGCUCUUUAUCACGGUUUAAUUUUGCACACACAAACACACACAUCCACACACUGUACAGUUGUGCUGCGCUACUGGUUAAAAUGUGGUUUUUUAGUGCACACUUCGUUUUAGGUAAAUGAGAGGCAUGAGCAAGGAAUCGUUUCUUAUUUUAUUCUACAUGUGCAUGGCCUUUAGCUCUAUCGUACACUCAGCAUGAGAAUGAUUUUAAAUUACCGCCCUAUAAACAGUAGUCAGUGCAGCGAGGGGGAGCGUUUUUAUUUUUGAAAUAUCAGCCUGACCACGCGGGUACGGACGAAAAGGGUUGACGUUUUUUACUGGUACUGACCUGCCGCCUCCUUUGCUCUAAAAGCUGUUAUGGUUUUUGUCGAAUCUUUUCUUCACUGUUUUGCGUUGCGCGCUUUGUGGAAUCAUUUUGUACAUAUAUACAUACGUUCGUUUAGUUUGCAUUACUUAUAACUUUAGCUCUUUUGUAGUUUUUUUUUUCACCCUCUUCUGCUAUUUCAAAAUGUAUGUCACGAAUGAUUUUUGUUUAAAUCCGAUCAUUUAGAUUUAAAAUAAUUGUUUGUUUGUUUUUUUUUUUUGUUUACCACAUAUAUGUCUGGUAACGGGAGAAAUGGUAGCUAUAGAAGAGAAAGAUGUGAAAGUAGAGGAAGGAAGACGCUUUCCGGUAAAAAAAGGAAUCGUUUUUUUUAAUACUUGUAAAUAACAAGGAAAAGUGCACUUACAUGGCAGAGGAAACGCGCGUGGAGUAGGCUUUGACUGUUCGUGCAGGGUUAAUAAUGAGGAAUAUAUGGAAC
Messenger RNA from Anopheles merus, 7612 nucleotides. RefSeq lists its product as uncharacterized. Gene Ontology annotation, molecular function: protein serine/threonine kinase activity; ATP binding. Lineage: Eukaryota; Metazoa; Arthropoda; Insecta; Diptera; Culicidae. The coding region runs from base 1340 to 6616 and encodes 1758 amino acids. Gene Ontology annotation, biological process: regulation of DNA-templated transcription; protein phosphorylation. The record is from RefSeq and is a predicted model, not a curated record. The transcript has 8 exons.